AUGACGCUGCGCUGGAGCUUCGACAACGGCACCACGUGGUGGGGGCGUGGCCUGCGCGUGUGGGAGGGGCCGAGCGGGUACUCGGUGCUGGCGGCCCCGCCCCCCGAGGAGGAAGGCCCCGCCCCCCUGGUGUACCUGAUCUACGAGAAGGGGCGGAGCCUCUCCACCGAGAGCGUCUCAUUGGCCACCAUCAGCCUGGCGGGCGAUGAGGGUUUGGGGGGUUUGGGGGGCUUCGAGCACCCCUCCGAAGUCCAGCACGAGUGCAUCCCCCAGGCCAUCCUGGGCAUGGACGUGCUGUGCCAGGCCAAGUCGGGCAUGGGCAAGACAGCCGUGUUCGUGCUGGCCACGCUGCAGCAGCUGGAGCCCGUCACCGGCCAGUGCCCAGUGAGGAUUUUGGGGUGCCCAGUGAGGAUUUGGGGGUGCCCGGGGGGGUUUGGGGUGCCCAGGCGGGGGCUCAGCACCUUCAUCCCCCAGCCCAUGGAGAUCUUCGUGGACGACGAGACGAAGCUGACGCUGCACGGGCUGCAGCAGUACUACGUCAAGCUGAAGGACAACGAGAAGAACAGGAAGCUCUUCGACCUCCUUGACGUGCUCGAGUUCAACCAGGUGGUGAUCUUCGUCAAGUCGGUGCAGCGCUGCAUCGCCCUGGCGCAGCUGCUGGUGGAGCAGAACUUCCCGGCCAUCGCCAUCCACCGGGGCAUGCCGCAGGAGGAGAGGCUGUCCCGGUACCAGCAGUUCAAGGACUUCCAGCGCCGCAUCCUGGUGGCCACCAACCUGUUCGGCCGCGGGAUGGACAUCGAGAGGGUCAACAUCGCCUUCAACUACGACAUGCCCGAGGACUCGGACACCUACCUGCACCGGGUGGGGCUCCGGGGGGGGGGCGUUUAUAGGGAUCUUUGGGGGUCUGAGGGGGUCAACAUCACCUUCAACCAUGACAUGCCCGAGGACUCGGACACCGACCUGCACCGGGCGAAAGGGGCGUGGUUUCGCUUCCCGCCCUUCGCUGCUGCAUUGAAAGCAAUGGAUGCCCAUAAAAGGCAAAAGGGGCGUGGUUUAUGCCGGGGGGCGUGGUUUCGCUUCCCGCCCUUCGCUGCUGCAUUGAAAGCAAUGGAUGCCCAUAAAAGGCAAAAGGGGCGUGGUUUGCGCGGAGGCGCCGUGGCUCCGCCCCCCGCGCUCCGCUGCUGCCAUUGGCGCAGGGGGUGGGCGGGGCCCGGGGUGGGCGGGGCCUGGUGCGCGCUAUAA
This is a messenger RNA of Lonchura striata (white-rumped munia), 1242 nucleotides long. The record is from RefSeq and is a predicted model, not a curated record. Lineage: Eukaryota; Metazoa; Chordata; Aves; Passeriformes; Estrildidae.